CUUUAUUAUCUAGUUGGUCUGCUAGCUGAUUCGUAGAAACAACGGUUUAUUCUUGCAGUGUCGUGUUACAAAUCUGACAUCAAGAGAAAAACAGUUAGAAAUGUUGUGGUUGAUAUUUUCGAUUUGUAUUGUCAUAAGCGUAACCGGUGUCACGUCAGAUGGCUGCACUGGAUUCCGUUAUGAAGGUCCCGAUGGCCAGGAAAGCUGGGGUAGUCAAUUCAAUCAAUGUGCUGGCAAGCAUCAAAGCCCGAUAGAUAUUGAUUCUUGCUUCGUUAAAAUGGUCGCUUUAGAUCCGUUGCGAAUGGAAGGAUUUAAUUCAACCAUCGGUAAGGCAUCACUCACCAAUAACGGACAUACUGCAAUGAUGAUUAUCGACGGUGUUAAUAAACCAACUAUAACCGGUGGUCCGUUAGCUGCAAAAUAUGUGUUUGCUCAGUUACACUUCCAUUGGGGCAUCGACGACUCGUGUGGAAGCGAAAAUAAAUUCGAUGACAAAACAUUCCCGCUCGAAUUACAUAUUGUGUUCUAUAAACAAGAAUAUGGGAGCGUUGAUGCUUCAUUGAAUUUCGUCGACGGUCUUACGGUUUUGGCCUGUAUAUUUGAGCUGUCCGACAACCCGAAUCCAAAAUAUGAACCAUUUGUUGAUGUGUUGGCGCAAGUUAUUGAACCAGGACAAAUAGCUGUUUUUCCAACAGCACCGACCUUGUCCGCUUUAUUGCCCCGUGACUUAUCGCAAUACUUUACAUACCAUGGGUCAUUGACGACGCCACCGUGUUCCGAAGCCGUCACAUGGAUAGAUUUCAGAGAAACUAUAAAAAUUUCGUCUGGGCAGCUCGCAGCGUUCCGAAAAUUAAUCGACGGACACGGUCAUCAACUUAUCAACAAUUUCCGAGCAAUUCAACCACUUGGCGACAGAAUAGUUCGUCGUAAUAUCGGAAAUAAAAAGGACAAAACUUUGACCAACAAGGGAGUUGACGUUACAACUACAAAAAGUAUUCGGACCAAAAUUGCACAAGACGUCAAGAAUAUACCGCCACCUCCUCCAAAAAAGAAAAUUUGAACGAUUUUCGGAUGAACGCAUGGACACGGCGUAUCAACCAAUAUAAAAUGUAAACAACAAUUGUUCAAUAAACUUUGUGCCGCUCUACUUGAUAAAGUAAAAGUA
Bradysia coprophila is the source of this 1165-nucleotide messenger RNA. Its product is annotated as carbonic anhydrase 2-like. The record is from RefSeq and is a predicted model, not a curated record. NCBI's taxonomy places the organism in Eukaryota, Metazoa, Arthropoda, Insecta, Diptera, Sciaridae. Gene Ontology annotation, molecular function: zinc ion binding; carbonate dehydratase activity. Gene Ontology annotation, cellular component: cytoplasm.